GCGAUCUCAAAAAAGAGGAAACUGGAGUGGAAGGACGGAAACAUUUUCAUUGAUCAGCAUGUGUUUCCUGGGAAGACAUAUACAUGUAUGAAGAAACCCCACUCGCACGACUCUCACAAAGAAGCGAAGGAAACAUCUUAUUACACCCUGGAUUCUAUUUUCUUCUUCUGGAAGACGUUUUCACAAGAUAGCACCAUGGAGCAAGGUAACUAUGCGCUGUUGUGCGUAGAUAACAAUGUGGAUGCUGUGAGUUUGUCACAACAUGACGCAUUGUUGAACUACUUGAAUGGAACAAAAGAUACUUGCACAUAUAUGGAUACCUCUGCUUCCUUUCGGUAUGUGAAGCCCCAGUUUGCUGCUGCUCUCGCAAAACCGACUGGAGAGAAGAGCGAAGGGGACGCUUCCUCUCAGGGCGUCAACAACAUCCAAGCGUACAAACGAAUCCGAACCAUUCUCGGCAACGAAAAGCUAUACGAGACUCGUUCGAAGAUAAUCAAUCUGAACGGCCGAACCAAAUUCACAGAAGCAAUCCGCAUGCUUUCGCGCGAAGAAAAAUCCUCCGCCCCUCACAGCAGCGAGGACUGGCGGAACCGAAUGCGCGAGAACGUGGGCAUCAUCAACACGGAAGAAGGUUUCUUGUCGCACGACGGACCGGGCAUGGAAGACAGCUACGCGAACGAUGCGAUCAUCGUCGUGGCUCCUUCCGUCGGCGACAAUGUGAUCACCAUGUUCAACGUGCAGCGAUUCUUAGAGAACGGCGAGUACGUCUCCAGCGAGUCCAUUCGGAAGGUACCCCAUUUCCCCGGUUUCCACGUAGAAAUCGCCGUUGAAACCGCAGGAAAUCGAGAUAACGCACACGAUCAACGGCCGAGCGAUGCGGUUCCGCUUUAUCGACAACCCGACGACCCUCACCGCGCAGGAGUGGAAGCGCGUCGUCUGCGUGAUGGCAGGGAACCAGGCGUGGCAGUUUCGCGGAUGGGGAUUUUCGAGUCCCGCGGUUUUGUUUAG
Messenger RNA from Blastocystis hominis, 1008 nucleotides. RefSeq lists its product as hypothetical. Bases 313 to 1008 code for a protein of 231 amino acids. NCBI's taxonomy places the organism in Eukaryota, Bigyra, Opalinata, Blastocystidae. The transcript has 3 exons. The record is from RefSeq and is a predicted model, not a curated record.